Molecule: messenger RNA, 1368 nt
Organism: Pongo pygmaeus (Bornean orangutan)
Lineage: Eukaryota; Metazoa; Chordata; Mammalia; Primates; Hominidae
Gene: DCDC2B
Product: doublecortin domain containing 2B
Exons: 9
Coding region: 3-1052 (349 amino acids)
Biological process (GO): intracellular signal transduction
Cellular component (GO): microtubule; microtubule organizing center
Source: RefSeq, a predicted model, not a curated record
CUAUGGCGGGUGGCAGUCCAGCAGCCAAGAGGGUAGUGGUGUACCGGAAUGGGGACCCAUUCUUCCCAGGCUCCCAGCUGGUGGUGACUCAACGCCGCUUCCCCACCAUGGAGGCCUUCCUCUGCGAGGUGACAUCAGCUGUGCAGGCCCCACUGGCUGUGCGUGCCCUCUACACACCUUGUCAUGGCCACCCUGUCACCAGCCUGGCAGACUUGAAGAACAGAGGGCAGUAUGUGGCCGCUGGAUUUGAACGAUUCCACAAGCUCCACUAUUUACCCCAUGGAGGGAAGGACCCAGGUGGGAAGAGCUGCAGAUUACAAGGUCCUCCCGUGACUCGCCACUUGUGUGAUGGGGUCAUUGGACGGCAGCUGCCUGCAGGUGCUCCCAGCUAUAUCCAUGUGUUCAGGAAUGGGGACCUGGUAAGUCCCCCAUUUAGUCUGAAGCUGUCCCAGGCUGCCAGCCAGGACUGGGAAACUGUGUUGAAGCUCCUGACUGAGAAGGUCAAGUUGCAGAGUGGGGCUGUGUACAAACUCUGCACCCUAGAGGGACUCCCACUGUCAGCAGGGGAGGAGCUGGUAACUGGCCAUUACUAUGUGGCUGUCGGAGAGGAUGAGUUCAAGGACCUUCCCUAUCUGGAGCUGCUGGUGCCCAGCCCCUCCCUGCCCAGGGGCUGCUGGCAUCCUCCAGGCUCGAAGUCUAGACCCCACAGGCAGGGGGCCCAAGGCCACAGGGCCCAGGUAACCCAGCCCUCUCCAAAGGAACCAGACCGAAUUAAGCCAUCUGCUUUCUAUGCCAGACCCCAGCAGACCAUUCAGCCAAGAAGCAAGCUCCCCACACUCUCAUUCCCAUCAGGAGUUAUAGGAGUACACGGAGCUCCCCACCCAAGGAAGGAGACAGCGGGGGCCCUGGAAGUAGCAGAUGAUGAAGACACCCAGACAGAGGAGCCCUUGGAUCAGAGGGCAGCACAGAUAGUGGAAGAGGCCUUGUCCCUGGAAAACCAGCCUGGGGCUGGGGCUGCUAUCUCAGCCUCAGCCCCAGCUCUGCCAUCUUGAGAGCCAGCAGCUCCAGAGGGCAACUGGGGACCACUACUCUGGCCACCUUUUGUCCUCAGCCUCCAGCAGCUUGUUCCUCAGGAGCCAGCACCUCCGCUGGGCUCACAGGGUACACUGCGGCCUCCUCAGCCCUUCCUGUUCUCCUGCUCCUAAACCCACAGCCCAGCCUUCCCUUCCUCUGAGCAGAGCAGCCCUGGCUGUGGGGGCUAUUUCCUUAUGGGAUUCUCUGGCCAGAGAAAGAAGUAGCUGACUGAGCCUGGGAGACAGGCCACAAACGGGGGAGCGAGUUUGUCACAAUAAAAGAAUACUUACUAAU